AUGGACACAAGCAUUACUGCACUUUCUUUGAAGUUUCCAGAGAUACUUGCAUACUUUGGUUGGGUACUAAAUAAAAUAAAGGAAUUUUCUUAACCAAAGCAAGGCUAAAACUUAAAAUAGACUUUAAAAUUUAUAAUGCUUACCAAAGUAAAAAAGGGUGAUGGAAGAUUAAUAGAUGAGGCAGGAAUAAGAAUGAGAGGAGUCAAUUAGGCAUGGAAUGUCAUUUUAGAAUAAUACUAAUAAUUAGUAAAAAGAUACAAAAGGAAAAUUAAAGAUGAUGAUAAGAAAAGAUAAAGACAAAAUGGAUACCGAGAAAUUAUUCAAAGUUGGGGAAAUGAUUGA
Stylonychia lemnae is the source of this 342-nucleotide messenger RNA. The record is from the annotation of a GenBank genome assembly. Lineage: Eukaryota; Ciliophora; Spirotrichea; Sporadotrichida; Oxytrichidae.